Molecule: messenger RNA, 391 nt
Organism: Rhizopus microsporus ATCC 52813
Lineage: Eukaryota; Fungi; Mucoromycota; Mucoromycetes; Mucorales; Rhizopodaceae
Exons: 1
Coding region: 101-334 (77 amino acids)
Source: RefSeq, a predicted model, not a curated record
ACGGUGGCGUCUUGGUUGGUUACCCAGUUAUAACACUACUCACUGCCUUCGACACACCUCACAGCUCCUUACAAAGCAAUAUGCCAUCUAUUGCCUCGACAUGCAUCACCGUCUACAAAUACCGAAGUCUAUAACUGAUCCUCUGUCCCUUCUUUUAAAUAAGCUUCCCACUCGAAGACCACGCUCUUUUCAAACAAGAUCGUUUUGGACUAUCAGAUGGCCUGUAAUCUGCGCUAUCUUACAUGAGCUUGAUCACAUAUACCAUGGAAAAGAGCCACCAUCACCAUCUGACCCAGGGCAGAAACUGAUUAAAUGGUUAUUUAAUUCUUUAUAGCAGUGUUUUUUAACACUUGUUCCGUGAAUCUGUCAGCCAAAGCAUUUUUUGCUCUCG